AUGAUCGAAUCAUUAAACAAUGAAAAAACAAUCGAUGUUGAUGAUGUUAUACAAUGUUUCGAGACAAUAUGUCAAGAAGAUGAAGUUCAAAAGAUUCUUGUCUGUUUCGAAUCCUGUGCAGAAUCAUUAGCAAGUCUCAAGCAUAUUCAUUUAGAAUUAACCGAUAAACAACUCUCAAAACGAAAAAUAAUGUUGAAUAUUAUGCAAAAAUCAUUGAUUCGUUUUAGUAGUUCAGAUCGACCAAUGGAUACAUUAAAUCAUAUGCAUUAUCGAGUCGAUGUUGAAAUAUUUUCUCAAUCGAUUACCUAUAAAGAUCUAAGUGAACUUCGUGAUCGAGCAAGUCUUAUCGAACAUUCUAGUAAUAAAAAGCCAAAAAAUGAUCAUGAUCAUGAACGUGAAAUAUAUUAUCUUCAAUUAUUUGUUCAUUUUAUCGAUACAAUUGAAAUGACAUUGAAAAAUUUAACAUCAUUAACACUGGCUAGUUAUCCAUCAGUUUCAUCAUUGAUCACUUCUUAUGAUGGUCUGACAUGUAUUGAAGGUAAUUAUCAAAAAUUGAUCAAUUUUAAUUCUAUGCUUGAAACAUUACUCAAUCAAUGGGAACAAAAUUUAUGUAGUGAAUAUGAACGAUAUGUUGAUUUAACUUAUUUUUCAUGUCAACAAAUUUGGAUAGUCGAAUCUUUUUUAUAUAAUCAAGAACGAAUUUCUCUUGGAAAUCAUAUUGGUCAUCAUUUACUUCAAUUUAUUGGUAUUGAACCUAAAAAUAUUUCAUCAAAUGUUCUUCCAGUACAAUCAGAACAUCCGCAAGAACGUUUGAGAAAUAUCGGUCGGAUAUUAAUCGAAUACCGUCGAAUGAUGUUAAAACAAGAACAAAAUCGAAUACAAAAAAGAAUCUUAGUAAUCGAAACAAGUGAACCAGGAAUUUUACGUGCUAUUCUUUCUCUUUUUAAAAUGAACGAUAUAUCACCGAAAUCACAUCAAUUAUUCUAUUGUACACAAAAGACAAGUUGGAUAGAUAUUCGAGCAUUUAUCUAUCGAUGCUUUUAUUCUCAAACAUUACAUCAAUUGAUUCGUCCUGAAAUAUUAUCAUCGGAAAUUCAGGAACGAAUAAUUCGGUUAAUUUAUCAUUUAAUUAAAGAAUGUUCAGAAAAUUCAUUAUGCAUGGGUAUCAUAACAACAUCUUCGUGUACUCAAUUGCAAUUGAUAAAUGGAUUAAAAAUACUUCAAAUACUAACUUUCAUUCAUGAUCAGGACCUACUUGAUGAAAUGACUCAACGAGAAAUGAUUCAAAAAAUGAUUGGUAUUAAUUGUAGAUUGGUUAAAUCUCGAAUUCCGGGACUUGGAAAGUCGACUUGGAUACACAAUCAAAUCGAACGAAUAAAGAAACAAUAUAUCAAGUUUUCUAUAAAUGGUGAUAUUGAUAUCGAUCGACUUGCAGAACGUCUUCGAAAUCAUGGUUCACAAUUAAUUUCAUCAGAAACAGGUAUUCAUAUUGAUAUUGGAACAUUCGAAAAUUUUCGACCAUUGAAUGAAUUCUUAUAUUCUUUACUUCUUUUCCGAAGUUUUUGCUUUGGUCAAGCGGUUUGCUCUAUUCCAUCUGAUGUGCCUAUUUUUAUUGAACUCGAUGCAUCUCUACAUUCCAGUAAAGUACAAGAUAGUAUGACUAUUCUCAAAUAUGUUCGAUGUAUGCACUUGGAGACAAUCAACUGGAAUGAUUUAUCUGUUUCGGAAUCAUACAAUAUCCAACUGAUUGGCAAUUAUCUUCAAUGUAUUAAGGAUAAAACAGUCAUUAAAAAAGAUAUCAGUGAAGAACAGAUGAAACCACCUAUCGAUAGAGAGACAUGUAUUCGACUUAUACAAGAUCAUUUUCUUCGAAAUAAAAAUAAAGAAUUUAUUACUUGGACACAAUUGUCAAUUUUUCUUGCUAUUUAUAAUCGUUUAUUUUUGGGAUUUUCACGUUGUGGUCAUUUUCUGGUUGAAUAUGUACCCAAGCCUAAAUUACGCUUGGAUAUUCUUCAAAGUUUACUUGACUCAUCCGAUCAAUUCACGUCAUUAUCAGUUGAGAAUGUGCGCAAAAAUCAACGUUCAGCCAUUGCAAACGAUGCCACUCUAACAUAUAGUGAUGCUAUUGUUCGAUGGGACAAAACUCAACCGUUCACUAUGAUAUUUACUGCCACGGAUGAUCCUUUGUUUGUCUAUAAGAAAGCUUCCGAUGUACCAGAAUCAUUAGUUAAAUCUUAUUGUCUAUAUCAGGGAAUCAAAAAAAGUAAAUUAAAACAGAAACACGAAUUAUCAAAGGUACAAAAAUUACAAUUUCCAGAUUAUGACACGUUUACACACGCGCAAUUUUUCGUCAAACUCACAUCAUUAUCCAAUAAAUAUAUUAAUAAAUCAAUUUGUUCUCGAUGUUAUAAACAAUAUGAAUAUAGCGAAAAAAUAUGUGGAAAAUGUUUGAUAGAUGACGGUCUUAUUCGUCCUGCUUCAUUAAAUACGGAUGAUAUCGAGAGAUUUCAAAUGCAAAUCGCACAACAACUACAAACGGAAUAUGUUUUAACACCAGAUAACUAUAUAAAAAUGCUUUUAAUCUAUUUACGAGUACAAUGUGGUCUUUCCGUCUUAAUUAUGGGCGAGACAGGUAGGAAAGAGGAAAAGAAUAUUUGUUUUGAUUUGAAAAUUUGUCAAAUCAAUUUUACGAGAGAAAAAAUAUUUUAA
Messenger RNA from Rotaria sordida, 2709 nucleotides. NCBI's taxonomy places the organism in Eukaryota, Metazoa, Rotifera, Eurotatoria, Philodinida, Philodinidae. The record is from the annotation of a GenBank genome assembly.